Messenger RNA from Ctenocephalides felis (cat flea), 845 nucleotides. RefSeq names its product SUZ domain-containing protein 1-like. NCBI's taxonomy places the organism in Eukaryota, Metazoa, Arthropoda, Insecta, Siphonaptera, Pulicidae. The record is from RefSeq and is a predicted model, not a curated record. The coding region runs from base 134 to 661 and encodes 175 amino acids. The transcript has 3 exons.
UUGUUAAGAUAUUAACUAGAACGAUGUAUCAAAGUGGUAGUAGCAUGUGUUUGCUUAAAUAUUGAAUAGAUUUAUUUAAAAAUCUGGAAUUAUAUAAAACCGAAACGAAAUACAAUCUAACAUUCUUUUCAAAAUGUCAGCCAGACAAGAGAAAGACGUAUAUGAAAAUUGGGAAGAAAUCGACGAAUCUUGUCUAGAAAAUAAAUUAAAUAGCAUUAUAAAUGGUGAUUCAAAAAUAACAGAAAUGACGAAUGUGGGGCCAUUGAAAAUGAUUUUAAUGGGAGAUGAUGCCUAUAGAACGCACCCACCAGAACCUACUGUCAAAAUUCUCAAACGACCUAGUAAAAGUCCACACAGUGCUAUAAUCCAAGAAAGUAAACCCAGAGCUCCAAUUAAAACACUACAACAAAGGGAACAAGAAUAUGCAGAGGCGAGAUUACGAAUUUUAGGUUCUGCUAAAAGUCCGGAAGAAAUAAAUGAACCCAGUGUAAAUGGUAGUCAAAGCAAGUCUGAAAUCACAAUGUCCAAUGAUAAUAGCACUAGAAAUUCACAAUGGAAUAAUCAUAAUCACAUACAAUUUUCAGCCACAAAAUCACAAGAGUGUAUUGUGAGACAACCGACAGGACCAGAUGGUACAAAUGGUUUUAACAUGCGGCGGUAGUGGUUAUUAUUUAUUUUACACAUAAAUCAAAAUUUUAUUUAUGUUUCGUAUUAAGAAUAUCAUGGUUUGUUUGAAUAUAUUUGUGCAUGCACCAUUAUUUCCUUGAUAUAAAUAUAUAUUCUAACAUUCAAGAUUGUAAUUAGAAAUUAUCUUUUUUUAUUAUUUUUAAUUCAUUAUGUGAAAG